AUGCAUUCUUCAUAUCUUCGUAAAAGUUGCGCAUCAACUGAGGUCGAGCAACUUCUCAAAGUGUUUGCCAAGAAACUUAAGCUUGAAGAAACUGAACGAGUCGAUGGCUUUUCCUUCCAACAAGGCAUACAGCAAGGACUGGAUGAAUCUUCACCCAGUGCCAUACAAGCAAAUAUUCGGCGAUUUGCUCGUGAAGUUCCAAAAACUGAAGGUGAAGAAUGGACAACUAGCGAGACCAUUAAUAAAGAAUUCGUCCAAGAGCUUAAGAAACGAAACAUUGAUGUACUAACAGAUCAACUCCAAGUACAAAGACGCUGA
Molecule: messenger RNA, 318 nt
Organism: Rhizopus microsporus ATCC 52813
Lineage: Eukaryota; Fungi; Mucoromycota; Mucoromycetes; Mucorales; Rhizopodaceae
Exons: 2
Coding region: 1-318 (105 amino acids)
Source: RefSeq, a predicted model, not a curated record